Molecule: messenger RNA, 2327 nt
Organism: Solanum pennellii
Lineage: Eukaryota; Viridiplantae; Streptophyta; Magnoliopsida; Solanales; Solanaceae
Product: probable aspartyl protease At4g16563
Exons: 2
Coding region: 733-1977 (414 amino acids)
Biological process (GO): proteolysis
Cellular component (GO): extracellular region
Molecular function (GO): aspartic-type endopeptidase activity
Source: RefSeq, a predicted model, not a curated record
UCAUAACAAAAGGUAUAUCAGCUCUAAAUGACAAAGUUGAGAGUAUAUCAGACCCUUUUCCCACAUAUAUAUAUAUAGUAGCAAACAAAUGCUUGUGUAAUGGUUAGUAUCCAAAACAAAAAUGUCUUGGAUUUUGUCAAACUCCACCGUUCCUUUAUCAUUUACAUUUGCGGUGCAAAAUAUUAAUUUCUUUGGAAGUUUGUUGAUUGUUAAUUGUUGAUUGUUGAUUGUUGAUUGUUGAUUGUUGAAUCACAUGCCAACUGCCAAAUUGUUGUACCUAUGUCCCAAUAGUGGUACCAAAACCUACUAUAUUCUGCUUUAACUAAAGGCUCUCAAACUUCCUGUUUUCCUAUCCGAUGUCUCGAUAUUCAUUUUGAUGUCAAACUAAUCUAAAUUUACAUCGAGAAGUCACAGAGGUGAAUCUGGGUUCACUAGAACCCAUAAGUUACUUCAUUUUUAGAUCCGUCUUCGCUACCACAGCUAUCGUUGGUGGAAAAGACAUUCAAUUUUUCUUUUUAGUUUUUUCACUUGGUGUCACAUUGGAGCCUGACUAAUCUAAGAGUGGCGCCAAGAAGUCUCAUUUUGGAGAAAAGGACUCCUUGCUUAAAAUGAUUUAAUCUCGAACCUGAAACCUCUAAUGAAGUACUUAUCACCCCACCACGAAAACCGUUUGAUAUAUAAGACACUCUUAACUUCCUUCAACAUACUAUUAUCUCCAAGUUCCCAAGAACCAUGGCUUCUUCUUCUUUACUCCUUUUCCUCUCUAUCAUUACUUUCCUCUUUCCCUUUAUUUCUUCAUCAAAAUCCUCCACAACAAUCCCUCUUUCAUUUCUCAACACCAACAGAAACCAAGAUUUCUACCAAAAACUCACUCAUUUAGCUUCUUUCUCUUUAGCUAGAGCUCAUCAGAUCAAGAAUCCUCAAGAUUCUUCAAUUUCCAACAUCCCUUUAUAUCCUCAUAGCUAUGGAGGCUACUCAAUUACUCUUCCAUUUGGUACUCCUCCUCAAAAAAUCCCAUUUGUAAUGGACACUGGUAGUAGCUUUGUUUGGUUCCCAUGUACUAAAAAGUACCAAUGCUCAAAAUGUCCUGUUUCUUCACAAAAAAAUCCAACUUUUAUUCCAAGAUUGUCAUCUUCAGCUAGAGUUCUUGGAUGCUUAAAUCCAAAAUGCAGUUGGAUUCACCCAAAAAACAGCCCGAAAUCUCUUUGCCAUGUUUGCGAAUCGCGUAAUAGAACAAACUGUAAACAUGCUUGUCCCCCUUAUAUGAUUCUUUAUGGUUCAGGUUCCACAGCUGGAAUUGGCCUAGUUGAAACACUGAACUUACCAAACAAGAAAAUACCCAAUUUUCUUGUUGGUUGUUCUUUACUCUCCUCUCAACAACCCGCGGGAAUCGCGGGGUUUGGGAGGGGAAUGUCAUCAUUGCCAAACCAAUUAAGAGCUAAGAAACUGUCUUAUUGUCUUGUAUCUCAUAGGUUUGAUGAUAUUCCGAAAAGUAGCAUGCUUGUUUUGGAUACUGUUUAUGAAAAGUCGAAAAAUUUAACCCGUACCCCAUUGCUAAAAACUCCAUUUGUUGUUGGAAGAAAUGCAUUAGCAGGGUACUACUAUGUUGAAUUGAGAGAAAUCACUGUUGGUGAUCAGAUAGUGAAGGUACCAUAUCGAUAUCUGGCACCGAAUUCAUUAGGGAACGGUGGAACGAUUGUGGAUUCAGGCACGACGUUCACUUUCUUGAAUCAUGAUAUAUUUGUGUCUGUGAUGAAUGCAUUUGUGAACCAGGUAAAGGGGUUAUCAAGAACUGAGGAAAUCGAAAGAUUGACAAAUUUAAAGCCAUGUUUCAAUGUUUCAGGGCAUAAAACAGUGUCACUGCCAGAGAUGAAGUUUCAUUUCAAAGGAGGUUCAGAGAUGGUAUUGCCAUUGAACUUUUUUCAUGAGUUUGAUCUCAAAAAUGACAUGUUUGGGUUCAGGCAUCAAGUGUGCUAAUGAGUAAUGAGAACGAUGUUGCUCAGACUCUCUAAAAACGUUAUCAGGUUAUGUUGCUCGAAUGCUUUUUCAAAGAGUACGAGCAAGGUUAAGUGUUGGAUGUGCUAUGUUUGGUGGAUCUAGCAUGUUGUAGUCGACGUUUUUUUAAGAGUCUGAACAGUAUAGCUACGUGAAAAGUGCUUGAAAGACUUCAGCUUUUGUGUAGUUCUUUUACUUGAACUUUAGAAUAUAAGAUAAAAAUAACAACAAAUGAUGUUUUGUUCAAGUAAAAGUAUUAUUAUUUAUCUCAUCCCACGUAUUAAACGAUAACUCUGCAAGUGAAAAUAGAGAAAAAUAUUCUAGAGUUUGAA